AUGGCUCCUGCGCCACCCCCCGCCCGCCGCUGCUUCAACAUCACGCAUCUGAGCCUCGGUCACUUCGACUUUGGCCACGGUUUUCCCCAGGAUACCUACACAUGCAUCAACUUCUCCAGCAUACGCCGGCUCGAACUGGAUGACUGCCAGCUGCUACCCCGCUUUCUCAGACACUUCAUGGCUACUGACGUCAGUCUUCAGAAGCUGGACGUGCAGAACUGGGACUACGCUGAAGAGCUUUGGGAGGAGAAUCCCAACGGUCUUGAGGCGUUUCUCGCUUCAUUCUCGACCCUGAAAGACCUCAAAGUCGUCUCGCUCAACCCUUGGCAGCCGGACUUGGCUUGGAUGAUCUCCAGCCAUUCCGACCUGGAGUCAUGUGAUCUGAGCUUUGGGGCGAACUCUCUCAACGUAGGUAUGCUGAAGAAAAUCUUGGCUAUCCGUCCCAACCUCAAGCGGCUGGGAUUUCGACACUUAAUGUUUGGACUACCAUGGAAGCACGACGGCUUCGCUGGGAAGAUACAUGGCGUUACAGGAGCGCAGAUCACCGGCUUCGACAACCGUUUUGCCGCCUACGCCGAGGUUUUGGCAAACUUCUCUGAGCUGGAAACGGUCGUUGCGUACUUCGAGCCGUUUGAGAGCGAUGGUGGCUCUUCCAAGGAAGGCCCAGGAGGCGACAAUCCUCCUGACGACCCCAUGUAUCAACGUCUCUCGGAUCGUAUUCUGCAAGAGAUCCGCAGGGUAGCCAGUAAGAACGGUUUGGGAGAGUCGAAGGUUGCAACCAUGGUCCUGCACGACAAGGCUCUCGCAGGUGAGGAUCUCCUCGGUGAAGAGGAUGUAGUUGAUCAGAACUACUAUGAGAGGGAAUACAAGUACAAGAGCGGUACUAGUAGCAAGAUGAGCUUCCUUGCAUAG
Messenger RNA from Alternaria conjuncta, 912 nucleotides. RefSeq lists its product as uncharacterized. The record is from RefSeq and is a predicted model, not a curated record. Bases 1 to 912 code for a protein of 303 amino acids. The transcript has a single exon. NCBI's taxonomy places the organism in Eukaryota, Fungi, Ascomycota, Dothideomycetes, Pleosporales, Pleosporaceae.